This is a messenger RNA of Parascedosporium putredinis, 702 nucleotides long. The record is from the annotation of a GenBank genome assembly. NCBI's taxonomy places the organism in Eukaryota, Fungi, Ascomycota, Sordariomycetes, Microascales, Microascaceae.
AUGAAGUUGAUCGCUUCUAUGCUGCUUCUCGCGGCGGCAGCCCACGCCCACUACAAGUUCCCGAGGCUCAUCGUCAACGGGCAGCCCGAAGCCGCCGACUGGCUGUCGGUCCGGCGCACCAAGGUCCAAAACUCCCGCGAUAACGGCGCCGUCUCCGACGUCAACAGCGCCGAUUUCCGCUGCUUCGGCGGCAGCCCCGGCACGGCGACCACGACGUUGGCGGCCGGGGAUACCUUGGGCUUCGUCGCAUCCUCGGGCAUCAUGCACUUUGGCCCCUGCCAGUUCUAUAUGGCGAGGGUCCCCGACGGCGCGGACAUCAAUACGUGGGAGGCCGACGGCGCGGUCUGGUUCAAGGCGGGGAGUAUCAGCGCGGUGGAGGGCAACGGCCCGCUGGGCGGAGAUGAAAAGACGUGGCCCGCGUAUCACAAGAACGACGUCAGCUUCGUCGUCCCGAAGAACGUCCCGAGCGGAAAAUACCUCGUACGCGUGGAGAGCAUCGCGCUGCAUCUCGCGCAGAAUCCCGGCGGCGCGCAGUUUUACAUUAGCUGCGGCCAAGUCGAAAUUACGGGAGGCGGAGACGGGACCCCGGGCCGUUGCGCCCAAUCGGUGUCGCUGGACCGGCCCCUACUGUUGCUCUUGGAUCAGGCUGGCGCCUUUACCUGCAGGAUGGGUGUGAGUUGGCACGCUAAUGGCCAAUCCUAG